This is a messenger RNA of Blastocystis hominis, 1476 nucleotides long. RefSeq lists its product as hypothetical. Gene Ontology annotation, molecular function: ribosome binding; signal sequence receptor activity; transmembrane protein transporter activity. The record is from RefSeq and is a predicted model, not a curated record. NCBI's taxonomy places the organism in Eukaryota, Bigyra, Opalinata, Blastocystidae. Gene Ontology annotation, biological process: post-translational protein targeting to membrane, translocation; SRP-dependent cotranslational protein targeting to membrane, translocation. Gene Ontology annotation, cellular component: membrane; Sec61 translocon complex. The transcript is spliced from 4 exons. The coding region runs from base 1 to 1476 and encodes 491 amino acids.
AUGAGUGAUUCCCGCGGUUCACUUCAAAAUGCGUAUGUAAUUGCUGCCUAUGGAAAUGGCUCAUGUCUAGUCGAUCUUCUCCAUAUUUGCGAGCCUCUUUGUACAUUCCUUCCUGAGGUGAAAACUCCUGAGAAGAAGGUUCCCUUCCGUGAGCGCUGUCUGUGGACUGUGGUUGCUUUGUUCGUUUACCUUGUGUGCUGCCAGAUUCCUCUGUAUGGCAUUGCCAACGCUGCCUCCUCGGACCCCCUGUACUGGCUGCGUGCGAUCUCUGCCUCGAACCGCGGCACUCUGAUGGAGCUGGGAAUCACUCCCAUCGUGACGUCCAGCAUGAUCAUGCAGCUUUUGACGGGUCUGAAGUUGGUGGUGUACGAUCAGAGCGUGAAGGAGGAGCGCGACCUCUUCGAGAGCGUGCAGAAGCUUUUUGGCCUGCUGCUGACCUUCAUCACCUCGUUCGUGUACGUGGUGUCUGGCAUGUACGGUCCCACGAGCGAGCUGGGCUGGAUGACGUGCGGUCUUCUGAUCUUCCAGCUGUCGCUCUCGGGCGUGAUCGUUCUUCUGCUGGACGAGAUGCUGCAGAAGGGAUACGGUCUCGGUUCUGGCAUCUCUCUGUUCAUCGCGACGAACAUCUGCGAGUCUGUGAUGUGGCGCGCGUUCUCUCCGAUGACGAUGGACACGGGCCGCGGCAAGGAGUUCGAGGGCGCGGUGAUCUCGCUGUUCCACCUGCUGAUCACGCGGAAGGACAAGAUCCGCGCGCUGCGGUACGCGUUCUACCGCUCGGCGCUGCCGAACCUGUUCAACCUGCUGGCGACGGUGGCGGUGUUCCUGGUGGUGGUGUACUUCCAGGGCUUCCGCGUGGAGCUGGCGGUGAAGAACCCGAAGUACCGCGGCCAGCAGGGCGUGUACCCGAUCCGUCUGUUCUACACGAGCAACACGCCGAUCAUCAUCAUCUCCUCGCUCACCUCCAACCUGCUCAUCCUCUCCCAGAUGCUCUCGCGCCGCUGGGAGGGCAGCUUCCUGGUCUCGCUGCUGGGCCGCUGGUCGCACGACGAGCAGCAGAGCCGCCCCAUCGGCGGACUCAUCUACUAUCUGAUGGCGCCCGCCUCGCUCUCCGCCGCCCUCGCCGACCCCAUCCAGCUCCUCGUCUACCUCGUGUUCAUGCUGGGCGGAUGCGCGGCGGUCUCCAGACUCUGGAUCGAGUUCUCCGGAACCUCCUCGCGCGACGUGGCGCGCCAGCUCCGCGAUGAGGGCAUGACCAUGAAGGGCUACCGAGACAGCGCCCUCAUCGACGUCCUCGACCGCUACAUCCCCACGGCGGCCCUGCUGGGAGGACUGUGCAUCGGAGCGCUGACCGUGUUCGCGGACUUCAUCGGGGCCAUCGGCUCGGGAACGGGAAUCCUGCUGGCGGUGACGACGAUCUUCCAGUACUUUGAGAUUUUCAAGAGAGAGAGAGAGGAGCUCGGAUUCCUGGGGUUCUAA